GCAACGGUAUUAAUAGCGCCAAAGUCCAAAACAAAGGUUUAAACUUAAGCAGAAAGUAGUCGACGGGUCCGUAAUUGAUCCGAAACUAUCGUUGUUAGACUGUUGGAAUUACAGAAUUAGAUUCAAAAUUAAGAUCUUGUGAAGCCGAUAGCGUUAUUGCUGGAUUGAGUAUUUUUAACUCUGUAUGUUAGCGAUUUUAUUUGAAAAUGCCAAAACGAAAAAAGAGAACCACCCUGAAACCAAAAUCGACCUUGUCUUUGGAAAGGACUGAUCGAAUUGAUGCUUUGUAUGAAGAUUGGAAAUCUACUGUUGAUUCAGAAAGAACGAUGAUCGUACACUAUUUUGAAACGUUAAAACGACAAACACUUGCAAGAGUCGAUCAAUUAAUGUUGCAUCUUCCACCUGAAACUUUAAAUAUGACUGUCAAGGAAUUUAUAGAAUUUGGUGAAACUGAGUGCACUGAUAACAAUAAUGAACAACGCAAAGUUAAACAGAAAAAUAUUGAGAAGGAAAACAUCAUUCCAACAGAGGCUGUUGUUGAUGCAGUUGAUAAACAGUUGCAAGAUCUUAUCAAUAUAGCUGGAUCUAGUGAGGCAGGUGGUAGCGACACACAAGGCAAAAAAACAACACGUAAGAGGAAGCCACCGAAGACUACACGCAAAAAAGCUGCUAAUAAAAUGGUUGAUACACAAGUAUUGGAAACUCCUUGCCAUACAACAUCUGUACCGGAAAGUUGGCAAGAUACUCCUUUUCUUAUUCCACAAAGAUCAAGAAUCGGUAGUACUGCAUCUUCUGAAGGAACCUCAAGCAUAGUGCUUCGAACGCCUGCUAAUUCAGCUGAAAUUAAAACUCUUAUUCCAAAAUCAUCAUGGUUAUCAGAAAGGGGGAGUCCUAUCAUGUGGGCGCCCACAAACCCAAAUUUGCGGAAAAAAAUUGAACAAAAAAUGAGAGAGAUUGAAGAAAUUCAAAGACAAGCUUUACAAUUCGGAGAUGAAUGAUGUUUGUUUCUGAUUUCAAAACUAUGUCAAUUAUACUGGAUGUUUAUUACCUAUAGAUAUCGCGGUUUUAUCCAAUCGCAUUUAAUCAUCAGUUGUCUCACAAUAAAAUAAGCUCAUGGCAGGGCUUGAGAACAUGGUGGAACAGGAUCUCUCCUCCACUGGCUAGAUCGGGGGUGGGCACAAUUUUUUAGUAUAAGUACCGCAUGCUGCAAGUCAGAACUUUAAAAGAGCUGCAAAAUUUGUGAAUUUAUUAAUAUUAUUGAAAUACCAUGAACAGAAAAAAAAUU
Messenger RNA from Styela clava, 1285 nucleotides. The record is from RefSeq and is a predicted model, not a curated record. Lineage: Eukaryota; Metazoa; Chordata; Ascidiacea; Stolidobranchia; Styelidae.